Aspergillus pseudonomiae is the source of this 2662-nucleotide messenger RNA. RefSeq names its product putative fumarate reductase Osm1 (gene osm1). Gene Ontology annotation, molecular function: oxidoreductase activity; FMN binding. The record is from RefSeq and is a predicted model, not a curated record. The coding region runs from base 524 to 2425 and encodes 633 amino acids. The transcript is spliced from 4 exons. NCBI's taxonomy places the organism in Eukaryota, Fungi, Ascomycota, Eurotiomycetes, Eurotiales, Aspergillaceae.
GCUACUUGGAUAAAAGAGAAAAGCAUCCAUGUCCUAUGUAUGUUUUUGAUACCUGUACUCGUUGACUCUUAAACGUUAAGCAUUUAUCCACAACAGACAUCAAGGUCCACCAAAAAUGGGUCAACAGAUCUCCAGUUCCAUGGACAAACCAGAGUUGUUGUAAUAACCCUUUACUAAGGAGGGACCACUUUCCCCGUCUUUUCAUUCAGCACGGUAAGAGUGUAUAGUAAUUACGAUCGAGGAAACGCGGUUCCUGCCUGGGAAGAAAGCGGUCCAGGCAUAGCGAAACGGUACCAGUACGGUACAGGGACAUUCUCUCGAGCGAUGAGCCUCGGCCGAAAAGCAUUGUCGGCUUCUGAACCUUUCCCAAUCCAACUCCUCCCCCCGGAUCCUGUGGUCCUUGAGAACUGCUUUAAGAUCUCGCUGUCUCGUCCUUUUUCCCCGAUCCUUUUCUUCUCCUCAGACCUUAUUCUUCCUUGUCCUUUCUUUACACUUAUUCUCCCUACAUUUCAUUUCUUUCACAAUGGCUCCCGCCCCCAGAGUAAUUGUUGUCGGCGGUGGAUUGUCCGGUCUCUCCGCCGCCCACACCGUCUACCUGAACGGUGGAAAUGUCCUCGUUUUAGAUAAACAAGCUUUCUUCGGUGGCAACUCCACCAAGGCUACUUCGGGUAUCAAUGGUGCCCUUACUCGCACCCAGGUCGACCUGGGCAUCCAGGACAGCGUCAAGACAUUUUACGACGACACCCUGAAAUCCGCCAGAGACAAGGCUCGCCCCGAGCUCAUUAAGGUUCUCACAUACAAGUCCGCUGCCGCUGUGGAAUGGCUGAUGGAUGUUUUCAACCUCGAUCUCACCCUUGUUUCUCGUCUUGGUGGUCACUCCCAGCCUCGUACACACCGUGGUCAUGACGCCAAAUUCCCCGGCAUGGCCAUCACCUACGCCCUCAUGCAACGGUUGGAAGAGCUUACCGAGAAGGAGCCUGAACGUGUACAGAUUGUCAAGAAGGCUCGCGUUACCUCCGUCAACAAGACUGGCAACACCGUAACUGGUGUUACCUAUGAGUAUGAUGGUGAGACACACACCGCCGAUGGUAUUGUCAUCUUGGCCACUGGUGGCUAUGCCGCAGACUUUGGCGACGGCUCGCUCCUGAAGCAGCACCGCCCCGACACCUUCGGUCUGUCUAGCACGAACGGUACUCACGCCACUGGUGAUGGUCAGAAGAUGUUGAUGGAGAUUGGUGCCAACGGUAUCGACAUGGACAAGGUCCAGGUCCACCCCACGGGUCUCGUCGACCCCAAGGACCCGACCGCCAAGUUCAAGUUCCUUGCUGCUGAGGCUCUCCGUGGUGAGGGUGGUCUUCUCCUCAACUCCGAUGGCCAAAGAUUCUCGGAUGAGCUCGGUCACCGUGACUACGUCUCGGGUCAAAUGUGGAAGGAGAAGGAGAAGGGCAAGUGGCCCAUUCGCCUCGUCCUGAACAGCAAGGCAUCCAACGUUUUGGACUUCCACACCCGCCACUACUCUGGCCGUGGUCUCAUGAAGAAGAUCUCCGGCAAGGAGUUGGCUAAGGAGAUCGGCUGCGGCGAGGCUGCUCUUCAGAAGACCUUCAAGGAAUACAAUGCCAUUGCUGAGGGCAAGGUGAAGGAUCCUUGGGGCAAGCGUUUCUUCCACAACAUGCCCUUCGACAUCAACGACACCUUCCACGUGGCUCUGAUGGAGCCUGUCCUGCACUUCACCAUGGGUGGUAUCGAGAUCAAUGAGCACGCCGAGGUUCUGAACUCGGAGCAGAAGCCUUUCGAGGGUCUCUAUGCUUGUGGUGAGCUUGCUGGUGGUGUCCACGGUGCCAACCGCCUGGGUGGUUCUUCUCUCCUGGGAUGUGUUGUCUACGGUCGCGUUGCUGGUGACAGCGCCAGCCAGCACCUCUUCCAGAAGCUGGUCUCUGGCGGUGCUUCCAGCGCUUCUCAGCGUUUGGGCCAGAUCUCUCUGCACAUCGAUCCGUCUACUCCAGGAAAGAUCUCCGUCGAGUGGAGCGGUGCUACUGGCAGUGGUGCUCAGAUUCCGGCAGGUGCUGGAACUCCUGCUGCUACUGCUGAGCCUGCUAAGGCUAGCGCUACCCCGGCUGGUGCCUCUUCCACCGCUAAGGCCAAUGAACCCAAGAAGUUCGAGAUCCCCGCGACCGAAUACUCCAUGGAAGAAAUUGCCAAGCACAACAAGAAGGACGACCUGUGGAUCGUCGUCAAGGGUGUCGUCCUGGAUGUGACUAACUGGUUGGAUGAGCACCCUGGUGGCGCUAACGCUCUCUUCAACUUCAUGGGCCGUGAUGCCACCGAAGAGUUCGCCAUGCUUCACGAUGACGAAGUCAUCCCCAAGUAUGCCGCUCAGAUUGUCAUCGGCCGCGUCAAGGGCCAGACCCCCAGCCUCGAGCUUUAGAUUGUGCAAUAGAAUGGGAACGAUACAUUUUGGACAGAGAAAAUUAUUUGACGCAGCUAGUUCUUGAUACAUACCCUUUUUCUCCGCGUUUGUCAUUUAUUACUACCAUGAUCAUUUGUGAUGAUAUACGGGGCAAGCACCCCGUCUUUUCAUGUUUAGUCUGUACGAUAGUACAAUUGAAUAUUUCGAAUCACCUUGUUACCACGUAUCAUUUCUCGCCUUGGGUGUUUCUCAUAU